Cordyceps fumosorosea ARSEF 2679 is the source of this 3186-nucleotide messenger RNA. Its product is annotated as Phosphatidylserine decarboxylase. The transcript is spliced from 5 exons. Gene Ontology annotation, biological process: phospholipid biosynthetic process. The record is from RefSeq and is a predicted model, not a curated record. Gene Ontology annotation, molecular function: phosphatidylserine decarboxylase activity; calcium ion binding. Bases 1 to 3186 code for a protein of 1061 amino acids. Lineage: Eukaryota; Fungi; Ascomycota; Sordariomycetes; Hypocreales; Cordycipitaceae.
AUGGGUCGUUUCAAGAGCGAUAAUGGCGGCUCGACGGCCGAGCCCGCGACUGGACUGGCUCUGAAGGUCGUCGUUAUGAAGGCUAGAAACUUGGCUGCCAAGGAUCGAAAUGGCAUGUCAGACCCGUAUCUCGUCCUCAGACUAGGUGAUGCCCGCGCCGUUACGCACGCCGUGCCGAAAACGCUGAACCCGGAGUGGAACAUCAUCGAACAGCUGCCAAUCAACGGCAUAAACAGUCUCGUCCUCGACGUUAUUUGCUGGGACAAGGAUCGAUUCGGUAAAGACUACCUCGGUGAAUUCGACCUCGCCCUCGAAGAAAUAUUUCAAAACGAAAAGAAUGCCCAAGAAGCCAAAUGGUACCCUCUCCGCAGCAAGCGACCUGGCAAGAAGACCAGCAUUGUGUCCGGCGAGGUCAUGCUGCAAUUCACCCUUCUCGACAUCGCCAAUCCCGCUUCCCCGCACCCGCAGACCAUGGAAAGGCUCCAAUCCCUCAUCCGCUCUGUUCCUGUUGCUUCUACUGGUAGCGCUGGUGUGACGCCUGCCGCCGUGACACCCCAGCGAGCGGAUCCUCUCGGCGAGUUCGUGGAAGACGAUGACGAGGAAGGCUCCGAUUUCGAAGAAGACAGCAACGAUGAAGGAGAGGGAGAGGGUGAAGAUGAGGGUGAAGAUGCCUCCAAGCCCGAGACAGCCGAAAAACGUCGACGCCGACUCCGAAUUCGAGGACUCAAGCGCAAAAAUCGACGUAGCGCGUACGCCUUCACCAAUGGCGACAGCGACGUUGUCGGCAUCAUUUACCUCGAGAUUUGUCGUGUUACCGAUCUUCCACCAGAGCAUAACCUUACCCGUACCAGCUUUGAUAUGGAUCCCUUCGUUGUCGCUUCCCUCGGCCGAAAGACAUACAGAACUCGCCGCGUCCGACACAACCUCAAUCCAGUAUUCAACGAAAAAAUGAUCUUCCAGCUGCUUAACCAUGAAAAGUCGUACAGCUUUUCAUUCACCGUAAUUGAUCACGAUAAGUACUCUGGCAACGAUUUCAUCGCAUCUUGCACGCUUCCUGUCCAAGAUUUGCUCAAGAAGGCGCCCCAGGCCGACCCAACCACCGGAUUGUACGAAGUUCGCGAGCCUCAAGAGCCUCGAGAGGCCACUCCUCUGCCGCAUAAGUCUCGUCUGCAGAGAAUGGGUCUCUCGCGCAGUUCCUCGUCUCAAAGCCUCAACAAAAAAUCCAACAAGGCCGCCUCAGUCACCAGUGCCCCGUCCCAAGCGCCGUCUUUGGAGGCCAGCCAGUCCACAAGCAACCCAAGUCUACUAGCCCCCCCAGAGACACAAUUCACAUCACUCACAGAGCUGGAGACCAAUGGGGAGGAUGACGACCCGGAGUUCCACGAAUUCUCUGUGCCGCUGACGCUGAAGAACAUUGAAAAAUGGGAGGCCAAACAUAGCCCAGUAGUGUAUCUCAGGGCCAAGUAUGUCCCGUAUCCUGCGCUUCGUCAGCAGUUCUGGCGUGCCAUGCUUCGACAGUACGAUACCGACGAGAGUGGCCGCAUCAGCCGUAUUGAGCUUACGACUAUGCUCGACACUCUGGGUUCGACACUCAAGGACUCAACCAUCGACAGCUUCUUCCAGCGCUUCCCUCACAAGGCUGCCGAUAAUGAAGAGAGCUGGGAUCUCACUUUCGACGAGGUUGUCAUUUGCCUCGAGGAUCAGCUCGAAGCCAAGUCUAGACCAGAGAGCAGCGUAGUGGAUAAGGUUAAGUUUCUCACUGUUGGGGGCAACGCAGAUCAAGGUGGCGCGAAUUCGGGUUCGUCAACGCCCAGUGACGGCGGCCAAGACUUUACUGAAAAGGAAGACUCUGGCGACGAGCAUGUUGUUGAGAUUCGCGAGUGUCCCAUUUGCCACCAACCCCGCCUCAACAAGCGCAACGAUACCGAUAUUGUUACUCACAUUGCAACCUGCGCAAGUCAAGACUGGCGACAGGUGAAGACUGUCCUCAUGGGUGGCUUUGUUACAGCCAGUCAAGCCCAACGCAAGUGGUACUCCAAGGUUAUCACCAAGAUUUCGUAUGGAGGAUACAAGCUUGGUGCCAAUUCGGCCAAUAUCCUUGUCCAAGAUCGCCUCACGGGCCAGAUCAACGAGGAGAAGAUGAGUGUUUACGUCCGACUUGGCAUCCGAAUGUUGUACAAGGGGCUGAAGUCGCGCGAUAUGGAGAACAAGCAGAUUCGUAAAAUGUUGAAGAACUUGAGUAUCAAGCAGGGUAAGAAGUUCGACGACCCGGCGUCCAAGGAUGAAAUCGAAAAGUUUAUCCACUUCCAUCGUCUGAACAUGGACGAGGUCUUAUUGCCGCUCGAUCAGUUCCAAAACUUUAACGAGUUCUUCUACCGUGCACUGAAGCCGGGGGCACGUCCCUGCUCAGCACCAAACAACCCGGCCAUCAUCGUGUCGCCAGCAGAUUGCCGCAGUGUAGUCUUCAACCACCUUACGCAAGCGACUAAGAUUUGGGUCAAGGGUCGCGAGUUCAGUAUGAAGAGGCUCUUGGGAGAUGCAUACCCGGACGACGUGGCCAGAUUCGAAAAUGGUGCAUUGGGAAUCUUCCGUCUCGCACCACAAGACUACCACCGCUUCCACAUUCCCGUCGAUGGUGUCAUGGGUGAGCCCAAAACGAUUGCCGGAGAGUAUUACACUGUCAACCCUAUGGCUAUUCGAUCAGCACUUGAUGUCUAUGGCGAGAACGUCCGUGUGGUGGUACCCAUUGACAGCGAGGUGCAUGGCCGUGUGAUGGUCAUUUGCGUUGGCGCGAUGAUGGUCGGCAGCACCGUCAUUACGCGGACGGCGGGUGAAAGAGUCCAGCGCGCCGAGGAGCUGGGAUACUUUAAGUUUGGAGGCAGCACGAUCCUGCUGCUCUUUGAGCCCGGGAAGAUGCGAUUUGAUUCCGACUUGACUGAGAAUGCUAGCGGUGCACUUGAGACUUUGAUUCGCGUUGGAAUGUCUGUUGGUCAUUCGCCUGACGAGCCGCAGUGGGCGGACGACAUGCGCGUGAGCGAGGAGAACAUUACCGAAGAACAGAAGAAGGAUGCCAAGCGUCGCAUCCAGGGUAGUAUGGCCCAAGACUCGCCCAGCGAUAGCAAUGACGACGAUGGGCUGCACAAUCUGCCACCGACCAUGAACACGAUGGCAGCUUCCGCGUUGUAA